Molecule: messenger RNA, 1415 nt
Organism: Asparagus officinalis (garden asparagus)
Lineage: Eukaryota; Viridiplantae; Streptophyta; Magnoliopsida; Asparagales; Asparagaceae
Exons: 7
Coding region: 201-1265 (354 amino acids)
Source: RefSeq, a predicted model, not a curated record
AAACGCCAAAGCCGUGGUCUUCUUUGCUUCUUCGCUUAUUAGGCGGUAGGCCAGCCGCACCCCCCUACCGUCACGCAACCGCGGUAUCCCCUCCAAACAAAGACUCCUCUCCUCUAAACAACUACAAUAAUUUCUCCCGCCAUUUGAAGAGACUCCAGGUAAUAACCCCCAUUAGAUCCGCUCACCGCACAACAACGCAGAUGAUGGAUCUGCCCGUCGUCGAUCUCGGCGCCUACCUCUCGGCCUCUUCUCAGCCGGAGGAGCUCACCGCCCUCUGCGCGGCGGUGAGCAGAUCCCUGAAGGAGACGGGAGCUCUCCUGGUGAAGGAUCCGAGGUGCUCGGCCGAGGACAACGAUCGGUUUCUUGAUAUGAUGGAGAGGUAUUUCGAGAGAUCUGAUGAGUUUAAGCGUCUUCAAGAGCGAGCUAAUCUCCACUAUCAGGUUGGUGUGACGCCUGAGGGGGUGGAGGUACCUCGAAGCCUAGUAGAUGAGAAGUUGCAAGAAAAGAUAAGGAUGAUGCCAGAAGAGUUUCAACCAUCCAUACCUAGAGGACCAGAUCCAAAAUGGCGAUACAUGUGGAGAGUAGGCCCUAGGCCAGAAAACACCCUCUUUAAGGAAUUGAAUUCCGAACCUGUGAUACCUGAAGGGUUCCCUGAAUGGAAAGAAACUAUGGACUCGUGGGGAUAUAAAAUGAUAUCUGCAAUUGAGGUUGUUGCUGAAAUGGCUGCAAUAGGAUUUGGCCUCCCGAAGGAUGCCUUCACUUCUUUAAUGAAACAGGGACCUCACCUCCUUGCUCCAACAGGAAGUGACCUUCAGCGUCAUGGCCAAGAAGGUACUGUAUUUGCUGGGUACCAUUACGAUCUUAAUUUCCUGACUAUCCAUGGAAGAAGCAGAUUCCCUGGCCUAAACAUCUGGUUGAGAAGUGGAGAGAAAGUAGCAGUUAAGGUUCCUGUUGGCUGCCUUCUCAUUCAGAGUGGAAAACAGUUGGAGUGGCUGACUGGCGGAGAUUGUUUAGCUGGAAUGCAUGAAGUCAUCGUGACCAGGGGGACUCUGGAUGCCAUUGCACUUGCACGCCAGCAAAACCGCAGCUUGUGGAGGGUUUCUUCUACUCUAUUUGCCCAUAUUGCUUCCGACGCUGUGUUGAAGCCCUUGGGCCACUUUGCUGAAACAGCAGAUGCUAGUAAAUACCCGCCAACAGUUGCUGGCGAGUUUGUUGAACAAGAGCUUUCGGCAAUCAAUUUGAAGGGGAAGAAGUCUGAAUCUUAAGAACAGAGUCAGAAUUGUGCACAACCGUGUAAUUCUUGAUUCAUGAUAUUUAAACUGGAUGUUUAUGGACACCGAUGAUUAGUUGAUACCUCUCAUUUUCAUUCUGCAGGUUCAUAAUAAGCAUUAAUUCAUUCUUCUGGCAUUCUGUGU